AAAUUCCCUCGUUUUUUGGGAGUAACUCCAAUAAGACAGCACAAAAUAAUUUUCUGAUAACGACAUUCACUUCUAUGACAUUUUCCUAUUCUUAUUUUUACUGUGAAGCAAAUUUAAGAAAAAGUUUAUCAGGAAGCAAGUUACUCCACUUAACAAAAAUAUCGUACCUCCCCUCCCCUAGUUCCCUCGGGAUUUUGUUUCCAAACACGUGCUUAUAGGAGGCUUAUGUGAAUGAGCAAGACUUGACCAAUAAGAUUGAAGUACCGUUCUCUAACUGGGCUCAUGAUUGGCUAAUAUUUGAAUCAGCCAAUAAGAGAGGGAAGACUUGACUUCAAAUCGUCUUCAUCUCUUUAUUUCUUUGUCAUUUAACUUUCCUCGCUGCUCUUUUUCAAAGAAAUUUCGUUCAAAAGCCUUCACAUUUGUACAUCUUUUGCUACAAUAUUCCAAUCUCUAAAGCUAUUAACAUGGAUGAGAAUGAAGGACGUAUUCGCGCGUUUAAAAAUAAGGGAAAAGACAACUCGGAGAUGAGAAGGAGGAGAAAUGAUGUUACUAUAGAACUAAGAAAGGCCAAAAGAGAUGAUCAGGUCCUGAAAAGGCGCAAUCUCAAUGAGCUGGAAACCAGUCCCUUGAAAGAAGUCAAUUCUCAACAGGUCAUACAAAUUUUGCCACUUCAUACAGUUUUCCAAAACUUACAAACUGGAGAUGACAAUACUAUAUUCCUGAGUGUUCAGUCUGUGAGGAAAAUGCUGUCUAAAGAGAAGAAUCCACCCGUGGAUGCUGUAAUAAAGGCUGGACUUGUCCCAUAUCUGGUUAAAUACUUGGAGCRUUGUGAUUUUCCUCUCCUUCAGUUUGAAGCUGCCUGGGCACUAACUAACAUUGCUUCUGGUAACUCAGACCAGACGAAGACUGUAGUCGAUCAGGGAGCUUUACCACUUUUUGUGAAGCUGCUGUCGUCACCCCAUACAAAUGUAUCUGAGCAAGCUGUAUGGGCACUAGGCAACAUCGCAGGUGAUGGACCAAUGAUGCGCAAUGCUGUUAUAUCAGCUAAUGCAUUAGGGCCACUAUUGGCACUCACUGCUCAACCCACUUCUGUCCAGUUUCUGCGUAACGUUACCUGGACAUUAUCUAACCUUUGUCGUAACAAAGACCCUCCUCCAGAUGUCUCAGCUGUCAAAAUGGUUUUACCAACACUUGUUCGACUUCUUCACCAUGAUGACAAAGAGGUUCUAGCUGACACUUGCUGGGCUUUAUCAUACUUAACAGAUGGUGUGAAUGACAGAAUUCAGCUGGUGAUAGAUUCAGGAGCAGUUCCACAACUAGUAAAACUGCUAGGUUACCCUGAAGUGAAUGUUCUAACUCCUGCACUGCGAGCUGUUGGGAACAUUGUUACUGGAAGAGAUGAUCAGACACAGGCAAUAAUCGAGAGCAAUGCAUUAUUCUACUUUAGGAAUCUUCUUACACAUAAACGGCCCAGCAUAAUCAAGGAAGCAGCAUGGGCGAUAUCUAAUAUAACAGCAGGAACAAAACUGCAAAUUCAGUGCGUAAUAGAAGCUGGUCUUAUUCCCCUUGUCAUUGGCAUCCUAAAAAGAGUAAAAGGUGACUUCAAAGCAAAGAAGGAAGCAAUCUGGGUCAUCACUAACUAUACAUCUGGUGCUUCUGCAGACCAACUCAAAUACCUUUUACAUUGUGACGUUAUUCCUCCCAUGUGUGAACAAAUGGAAUUCCUUGAUCCAAAGGCUUUAUUAAUUCUCCUGGAUGGCUUGAAUAACAUUUUCCAUAAUGCCGCUUCAAUAGAGGAAGGAGCUGCUGAAUUUGUAGCAGAAAAGUUUGAAGAGAGUGGUGGAAUUGACAUGCUUGAAAAACUACAAGAACACCCCAGGCCUGAAGUAUACCUAGCCAGUAAAGCACUGAUUGAAAAGUACUUCUCAGAAGGAGUUGAUGAUGAGGACCCCAAUCUUCAACCUGAUAGCACCGAGGGGUAUCAAUUUGCACCUCCUCAGUCAGCUCCGCCCACAGGAUUCCAAUUUACUUGAUGAGGACAACAUAUCGUUACUCUAUACCAUUCGUCCUUUGAAUAUUGUAAAUAUUAUUCUAAUAAUAAUACUAUAGUUGUCAUUGAAUCAUGCUCCGACUUGUUUGAUACAGGAGAGAGCAAAACUGGAUUGUCAAGUCAUGCAGGCUAGAAGUAUUUCAAAUAUUGUGCAAAAUAAUUAUUGAGAUUUCCUUUGGUACAGUAUCGGUGUAAUGAUGAUGAAAUAUAUGGAAGAAUUGAUCAUUAUACACACUAGGCAUUAAAUGAAAUAUUUGACUGCUAAAGUGAUAGAUUGGUGAGAAAUGUUUAAUGGAGAAGGGAAUCAAUGAUCAUACUUGGAAUCAGCUUUUUGUUCGACACAAUUCGAUGCAAUUAAACAAAAUAAAGAUUCAUAAUUAUAUUGCAAAUCAA
Messenger RNA from Actinia tenebrosa (Australian red waratah sea anemone), 2443 nucleotides. RefSeq names its product importin subunit alpha-1. Gene Ontology annotation, cellular component: cytoplasm. Gene Ontology annotation, molecular function: protein binding; nuclear import signal receptor activity. NCBI's taxonomy places the organism in Eukaryota, Metazoa, Cnidaria, Anthozoa, Actiniaria, Actiniidae. The record is from RefSeq and is a predicted model, not a curated record. Gene Ontology annotation, biological process: protein import into nucleus.